AUGAGGUGUUGUGCACAUAUUGUUAAUCUUAUUGUGUGUGAGGGCUUAAAAGAUCAAAAUGAAUCAGUUGUUAAGAUUAGAAAUGCAGUGAGAUAUGUUAGGUCUUCUCCAUCUAGGCUUCAAACUUUUAAGAAUUGUGUAGAGCGUGAAGAAAUUCCUAGUAAAAGUCUAGUAUGCCUAGAUCUUCCAACUAGGUGGAAUUCGACCUAUAUGAUGUUGGAGGCAGCUGUAAAGUUCCAAAAUGCUUUUGAGCGGCUACAAGAGGAAGACUCACAAUUUGACUCAUAUUUCAAUGAUGAUGAUAAUGAUGAGAAUGAGGUUGGGGUUGAGGAUGAUAAUGGGAGAGGAAAAGGGAGGGGGAGAAAGAAUAUUGGGCCUCCUAAUGUGCUUGAUUGGGGAAAGGCUAGAAUCUUUGUGCAAUUUCUAAAACUUUUUUAUAAGGUGACUUUGCGAUUUUCAGGCUAUUUAUAUGUCACAUCUAAUGAAUUUUUCCAUGAACUUGUGUUAGUGCAAUCUAAAUUGUUGACUUUAAGUAGAAGUGAGGAUAAUAUGUUAAAGAAUAUGGCUGCUAGCAUGAGAAAGAAAUAUGACAAAUAUUGGGAGAAUAUUAAAAAUAUCAAUUUUUUGUUGUAUGUUGCUGUUGUGCUAGACCCUCGUUAUAAAUUGAGAUAUAUCAUGUUUUCCUUUAAACAAGUUUAUGAGAAAUCCAAGGCAGAAGAACUAACGGCAAUGGUGGAGGCAAAAUUAAAAAAAUUAUAUGAGCACUAUCUUCAAAAGGAUACUAGUGCUAAUAUUGCAAAACCUAGUGUAAGUCAAACUUUUGAAGAGAUGGAUGUUGAUGAUGAGGAGGAAGAUGAUAGCAAGUCAUUUUCCUUUCAAUAUAAGAAACACUUGGAGGAGGCAGAAAGUUUGGAGAAUAAAUCUGAAGUGGAUAGGUUUUUGACAGAAAAUUGUGAGGGUCUAGGCAAUGCCGAAUUUGAUAUUUUGGCAUGGUGGAAGCUUAAUAGCCACAAGUAUCAAAUUCUCUCUCAAAUAGCACGAGAUGUCUUGGCUGUUCCAGUCUCCACAGUGGCCUCUGAGUCAGCUUUUAGUACUGGUGGACGUGUACUUGAUCCAUUUCGAAGUUCUCUAACUCCAAAGAUGGUGGAGGCUCUUAUUUGUGGACAAAAUUGGUUGCGGUCUUCACCAAUUCCAAUCAACCUUCGAGAGGCUAUGGAUGACAUAGAAAAAUAUGAAGAAAUUAAGUCAGUUGAUUUUGAGGAACUUGGCUUAGGCAGGUUGCUACUUGCUUUGGAAGAGUUCAACUUAACUUUUGGAGUGGUACCAAGCUUGAAGUUGAUUGAUGAAGUCUAUUUUGUGAAGAACUUUUGUUAG
Molecule: messenger RNA, 1374 nt
Organism: Quercus lobata
Lineage: Eukaryota; Viridiplantae; Streptophyta; Magnoliopsida; Fagales; Fagaceae
Product: zinc finger BED domain-containing protein RICESLEEPER 2-like
Exons: 3
Coding region: 1-1374 (457 amino acids)
Molecular function (GO): DNA binding; protein dimerization activity
Source: RefSeq, a predicted model, not a curated record